AGCUGAAGUGCUUUUUAGUUGUUUGAGAGCUGCAUAGAAGAACGGUUGUUUAUUUUAUGCCAGUUUGACAUACGUUAGCCGAAGCAUAGUAAAACGGUGUCCAAGUGUGUGCGUGUGCGAAAUUUUAUUCUGAACAUUGCUUUAAGUUUGUUUAAAAGAAAAAUAACUUAAUUGUAAGUUUUAAGCAAAAAAAUCUGCAAAAAAUAAUAGUAAUAACAUUUUGUUCAGAAAAAUUGUGCAUUUGCAUGUCUUUUGUGUCCGGGAGUAAGCUGGUGUGUGUGUGGUGAACAACGCUUCGUCAACCAAUAGCGGGUAUAUCCGUUGCAUCCAACAACCAAGAGCAUUUCAUGAAUCAGCUAUAAUCAUUUCAAGAAACGAUCAACGGGUGGUCAACAAAAUCGUGUGCCAGCUUUGACGUCUGACCGCAGACGGCGGUAAGCUAAGCAAGAAAUGCAGCUGCUACAAACUGAAAACAACCGAGACAGUCAUGUGGAGAUCCGCAAAGCAUCUUCCAUCAAAGGCACAUACACAGCCACAGGAAUAUUAAGGAUGCCAACGAUGGCGAUGGCUUCAAUAUGCUGGACAUUAAUGGCUGGUAUCAUGCUGGCAUCAUACAUACCUCUUAGCCAGGCCGCAUUUGAUGGUGAUCCCUGUGAAACCAAAGGCAUGACGGGUGUCUGUAAAGCCUGGUUAGAUUGUCCUGUGAUAAAGACCCUCAUUGAACGUGGCGAAUAUUCCAAUCGAGAAGUGGUCAGUUGUGGUUUCGCAGUACGAGAUGAAUUGAUCUGUUGUCCCAUCAUAAGAUCGGAGACAAAGAUAGAUAACAGCACUGACAAACCAAAAGUAGAAACGACAACUUUGGCUAUGGAAGAGACCACAAAAGAAUUUUGGUUGGAUGUCUUAGAGAAACUGAAUGCGACCACCACAACUCAAAAGCCGGAUUUCUGGUUAGAUUUGUUGUCAACAACCACCCCAACAACAACCACUUCAACGACGACUACUAUAAAGCCCUUAGUUAUAGGCGAUAAGCGUCUCAAUGAAAGUUCGGAAUUUUUUGAUUUUUCUCAAUUACUCAAUCAAAAUAAGAAAAAUGAAGACAAAAAGGCUAAGAAUCCUGCAGUACCCAGGGAAAGUAACACUAGAAUGGAUGAGCCCUCAGAUGGUGCAACUGAUGCUUGGAGAGUUCCCAAUAAUCAACCGGUAUUUGUACCACAAACUAACGAUAGAGGACAAAUGAAUGGUCAAGUGAAUUGGGGUCAAGGUCAACCUAAUGGUGGCAGAGGAAAUAACUUUUUUAAUGAACCUGUAAGGAACAAUGGCAUCCAAGGUAAUACAGGACGAGGCCAAGCCAGCUUUUGGCCUAAUCAACGGGAAAGUAAUGGCAGAGGUACUCCAAAUCAGGGCAAUAUUUGGCCUAACCAGCAACAGCAAAACAAUGGCCUAGCAACUCCAAAUCAGGGCAAUAUGGGUGGUGGACCUAUGAAUAUUUGGCCCAACCAACAAGGAAACCAAUUUCAAGGCAAUAUGGGUCGUGGACAAACGAAUAUGUGGCAGCAGCUACCAACUAAUGGCCGAGGAAAUCGUGGAAAUGGGGGACGGGGACCAAACAAUGUUUGGUCUUUGAAUUCCCACAAUGGUAGGCAAGGAAAUCGGGCCCAAGGAAAUAUUGGCCUGGGUCAAAAUAAUAAUUGGAAUCUUAAUCCCGAAAACCAAAGGCCAUCCAAUAGUCCCCCUGGUUUUCCAAAUGGUAACAUCUUUCCUCAAGAGCAGAGUCCAGUAAAUUGGAAUGUGGCUCAACAGCCUCAAGGCUCCGUUAAUAUACCUCAACAACAAACGAGUCCCCCAAGUUCCACACCUUCUUCCUCGGUGCCCAAUCUCAGUGAAGAGGAGAGAGUCAAUAAACUUAUCAACAGUAUAUUUCAAACUUCCGACAGCCUAAAACCCAAUGACGAAAUGAUCAUAUACACAGUUCCCACGGAACAAAAUUCCAAUCCUCAUGCGCUUUGGCCCAAUACAGAUCAGAUAGAGAUUAUAAAUCCAAACGGAAUGGAAAGCAUUCCAGCGUUACCCAUGCAAAUGGCUCCCACAAUGCCGCUUCUCGAGUCUCAUAUGGAUGUAAAUGAUUUAGAGGCAUCACCUUCGACAACAAAUGUCAUAGUUCAAGAAUAUCAGAUUGAAGAUGCUGCUGCCUCACCUUCCUCAUUUAAUCCCAUACAAACGGUGUAUGAAAAUCUGGUUAAUGCGGGCAUGGAUAUUGUCAAGGCCAAGGCAGAUAAAGUGCAACAUUUGUGGCAAAUGCAUCAGCAGCCAUCAGUACAAGGGCAAUCUCAGACUCCUGUACAACAAACUCAAUUUGGCCCCCAACAGGGUCAAAUCGGGAGACAACCCUCGCAAGUUCAAUUUCAACAGCCUCAAUCUCAAUUGGGGCGUCAAUGGUCUGUGCCAACGCAACAGCUUGGUAAUCAGCCUCAACCUGGACGACAACCUCUGCAAGUCCAACAGCCACCACAAUCGCCACAAAUUCAACAAGCAUCAGCACAACAAUUUGGAAGACAACCCAUUCCAAUCCAACAGCCACCUCGUAAUCCCCCUCUUAAUCGGCACCCAUCAUUGCAAGAACAGCAGCUUCCAGAAAAUUCCCAGUUAACACGUCAACCCUCAACUCACAUUCAAUUUCCUCAUUAUAAUCCACCAGCAAGUCCAAUACAGUCAGUUCAAAACUCCGUAAUAUUUCCAGCACAGCAAUCAUCACAUGUACAAAAUCCCAAUCCAGCAAGCAGUUCCACAACAUUUGGCCAAAAUCCCCCAACUAGUGGACAAUUUCCAAAUAUACAAUCACCACCUGCCAACAUAUUGGACCCAUUUAAGCCUUUCGAAUUUCGACCACCUCCAGAAGAUGAACUCGGCGAUUAUGAUAAUGACAACUCCUUAAGUCCCACAACCACUGUGAAGCCCAUACAGCCCAAUGAAAGGCCAGCGGUUAAAGCCUGCCGACGCAUUGAGAAGGGCCUUACUGCUGGCAUUUCCAAUCAUAUUCUGGGUGGCAUACCCACAGAAUUGGGUGAAUUUCCCCAUAUGGUGGGCAUUGGCUACGGUCGAAUUGGUGACGAUGGUCGCGGCCCCUAUGACAUACGUUGCGGUGGUACACUAAUCGAUGCUCGUUUUGUUUUGACGGCGGCUCAUUGUGUGGCGGCUCGUGACAGCAUUCCCUCUAUAGUUCGCAUGGGUGUGGUGAAUUUCACAGAUCCCAAUGAAAUGGCCAAUGCUGUGGAGAUUAGAAUUAAGGAAACCUUCAUCCACAAUGACUACUCACAACGCCGCACCUACAAUGAUAUAGCUGUCUUGGAAUUGGAACAGCCAGCACCUUUCUCCAGCUACAUAUAUCCCGUAUGCCUGUACACCGAUGAAGCAGACCCCAAGCCCAAUGUGCGCCUGUGGGUCACCGGCUGGGGAACAGUGAAUACUAAGACUCGAACAUUUUCCAAUAUCCUAUUGAAGGCCCCCUUGCAUGUUACGCCUCUGGAGAAAUGUAAUGCCAGUUUCGUGGAUUACGGCUUAACAAGACAGAUCGAUCAGGGUAUUAUAAAAACUCAGUUAUGCGCCGAAGAUGAUCAACAACUCAAGGAUGCUUGCCAAGGUGAUUCGGGAGGACCUUUAAAUUUGGUGGUAGAUGAGUCCUAUUACAACUAUCGUGUGGUGGGUGUUGUAUCCUCCGGAUUCGGUUGUGCCUCUUCCACACCUGGUCUGUAUACCAGAGUGGCAGCUUUCUUAGACUUUGUGGAACAAGUGGUGUGGCCCAAUGGUGGUGACUGAUAACUUGCAAGUAUAACCAAAGACACCAAUCUCUCUGCCAAUCUUAAAAUUCUGUUAAAAAAAAAUAUUUUUCUCCUUUUUUUGUAUAGUGUGAUAAAUCAUUUCCUGUAACUUUAAUUUAAUAUAUAAAAAUAUUGUAAAAUAAAAUAUUAAAAAACAAAGAAAA
Stomoxys calcitrans (stable fly) is the source of this 3979-nucleotide messenger RNA. RefSeq names its product serine protease Hayan. Gene Ontology annotation, molecular function: serine-type endopeptidase activity. Gene Ontology annotation, biological process: proteolysis. Lineage: Eukaryota; Metazoa; Arthropoda; Insecta; Diptera; Muscidae. Bases 451 to 3813 code for a protein of 1120 amino acids. The record is from RefSeq and is a predicted model, not a curated record. The transcript is spliced from 9 exons.